Gongylonema pulchrum is the source of this 414-nucleotide messenger RNA. The record is from the annotation of a GenBank genome assembly. Lineage: Eukaryota; Metazoa; Nematoda; Chromadorea; Rhabditida; Gongylonematidae.
AUGACUUACAGUUGUCAGAAGUAUCCCGUCUGCUUCAUGCUUUACUGUUCAUCAUCCCUCGCUGCUGUCAACAGUAUUUUUCUUCUAGUAAUUACAAGUGUCUAUGCGCCGCGAGUAAUUUGGUUUUUCAAUGUUGAGGAUGGCUCUUACCUUGCGGAGCUGCUUCUUUCGAAGGGUUACGAGGUGCACGGGAUAAUUCGUCGCUCGUCCUCCUUCAACACGGCGCGUAUCGAACACCUCUACUCAAAUCCGGUCUCUCACCGCGGCGACUCCAGUUUCACCCUUCACUAUGGGGACAUGACAGACUCCUCGUGCCUCAUCAAAUUGGUCAGUGAGAUCCAGCCAACAGAAGUGUACCACCUGGCUGCUCAAAGCCAUGUUAAGGUUUGCUUUUUUUUUGCAAAAAUGAUAUAA